AUGCAUCAUCAUUUCCAGAGUAGGACCGUGGAUGUGGUACAUUCCCAGACGUUUUACCGGCAUCGUAGUCGGCGUAGUUUUUUUGGUGAUUUUUUCGUGAAUAAUGGUUUUGGCUCUGACGAUGUCCGUCACAUGACGGACGAAAGAUCAGCCCGGAGUCAUAAAGGUCGUUGGACGGUGAGUCGAAGUCUUCUUCGCACAAUUCGACAGACAAAAUUCCAAGGCAACCCUCCUUCGGCAUCUGAUGAGGCCAAUCUACAAAUCCCUUCGGCCCGCGUUCCCAAACGAAAUGAAAGGUAUACAGUAUCAAUCUAUUCACGGAUUUUUCGAAACCCAGCUUCUCUUCAUAUCAACAUCACUGCUUGGCUGUCUGAAAUCUGGCUGGCCAAGAUCUUUCAAUUGCCGUCCUAG
Molecule: messenger RNA, 411 nt
Organism: Protopolystoma xenopodis
Lineage: Eukaryota; Metazoa; Platyhelminthes; Monogenea; Polystomatidea; Polystomatidae
Source: the annotation of a GenBank genome assembly